CGCGUCGGUCUGUGCGCACUGGCGACGCACCGGAGGACCCUCAUUAGAGCUCACAGCGACUCAACACACACACCAAAGUGCAUGGGAACAUGUCGCAGUACAUUCUAGGAGUUCACCUUCAGAUCGUGCUGGCUGUGGGUCUGGCUGUGUUCUGCUACUGUCUUGUUCUGGGUUGCAUCCUCUGCUGUCGCAAAAAGAAGAGUGUUUCGUCAGAGGACAAGGAGGCAGUUUUCUUGUCUCCUCAUCGAGCUGAGCAUGUGACCGUGACACUGACUCCGUCUCCGUGUACUCAACCUGUCAAACAGCAGUAUGAGGAGCUGGAGGGGGACGUACUGGAGUUCCCCUCCUCUAAGAGCAGCUCCUCUCCCUCUGAAGAUGACCUCACUGCUCUUCCCUUUGACGCCAGCCCUACUAGAGCGGAUGAGCUGCGACAAUCCCCCAGGUCCACUUUUCCAAUGCGACGCCUCAGCACCCCUAUUCCCUUCUCACCCAGUAAAUCACCCAGUAAAUCACCGAGUCAUGGCAGAGCCUCUUUGCCCUCCCUCACUAAGCUGAGCCUGGUGUCUAAAUCUCGACGGGCGAUGGGUCGACGCAGCACAGUGAGCGGUGAGAGUUUCCUGUGCAGCGAGAGCAUCCGGCUGACUGCUGGUGCUGCCUCAGCCUCCACAAAGCAGAGCGAGGCCGGUCUGUCCCAGUACGGCUCCAACGCCCUCUCCAUCCCCUCUAAACCAGCCCCUCUCCUGCACUUUUCCCUACUCUUCUCCUCUGCUUGUGGCACUCUGGUGGUCAACAUCCUGGGGCUCUCAGGGGCCAGUCGAAAACGGAGUGGGAUAUUUGUCCGGGCCAGCCUUCCGCCCCUGUGCCCCUCCCCUCAGCAGUUAUCCUCCCGGCGCCGCAGCCUCAGCCCUGACCUCCACAGCCAGAGCUUCGUGCUGCAGGUGGGCUCUGUGGACGAGCUGCGCACCUGCACCCUGAGGCUGGCCGUCUACAGCAAGGACUUCUCCGGCCUCAGAGAAGCCGCCCUGGGGGUGAUGGAGCUGCCAUGUGAUCAGAUGGACUGGGAGCCUGACACCACUACUACCUACACCCGACAGCUGAGCCCAACUAAAACCAAGCUGAAAAAGAGUGUGAGUUCUCAGGAAACGCUGGGUCACAGGAAGACUUCGAUGUGUGCACCGCGGGUUUUAGGUCAACUCUUCAUCCUGUUGCAGUAUCAGACGUUGGCCCAGCGCAUCAAGGUGAUGGUGCGAAAGGCGGAGAAUCUGGCAAAGCUCACACGUAUCCCAGGAACUCCAGACCAUUAUGUUGUGAUCAACCUGCGUCAAGAUGGGAAGGUGAUUGCUACCAAGGAAACCAAAGGGGCCAGCGGUCCAAACCCCAUCUGGAACGCCCCAUUCCUGUUCGACCUGCCUUCUGGAGACAUCACUCAGCUGCCACUGGUUCUUGAAUUCAUCGUCAUGCAGGGUCGUCUCUACACAAAGAGCAGCAUCCUGGGUCACGUCCUGAUUGGCAGCAAUGUUUCAGAGGAGGGUCAGGCACACUGGAAGGAAAUGGGCUCUCGAGGGCAAAUAGAGACGGCUCGUUGGCACACCAUUCAGCCCGAUGUGCUGUAAAUGGGAUUGGACAGACGGGGGCUAGGUCCAGUGUCCAUCUGUUGUCUGCUGAGUGAACCAUGGACAUGUGGAAGGCCAAAUGAGUAUUAGUUUUUAUUUCUAUUUUCCAGGGUUUUUGUUUUUAUCGACUGGUUUUUGGUUGUGGAUUUUUGGUAAAUAUAAAGACUCGAAUUAUUUUCCAUUGUCGGCAGAAAUUCCAUGGAUUAGUCACCUUGCAAGAGCGCCCAUGUGAGAUCGACAGUAUCAUAGGUGCUACUUACAUCAUGUAUUUCGAUGCGUCAUAUGUGAAGAUGUACUGAACAGGAAGGAUGGAGGGAUGGGCAGCAGCUUUCCCCAGAUCAACAGUAUUAAUGUAUGUCCGCUGUUAUCUCACAACUGAAGUCUGUAAACACUUUAUUGUUCAAUGGUUAAAUGUAACUCGUGCCUAUGUUGUGGUUCUGUUGUGUUGUGAGGAGAUUUUUAACAGUCUCUCAAAGAACAUAAAAAAGAGUUGCAGAUAAAAAAUACUGAAUGGUUGUGAUUGAUUGCAUGAUGACUUUGGAAAACAGCUAUGGCGUUUCACCUUUGAAUCACCUGGUUUAGUGUUUAGAAAAGUCAGUGUCAGUCACAACAAACACAUGAUGAUAAUAAUAGUGUGUCAACAAAUGUUUUUUUUUUUUAAUAAGGAUUCAAAAAAAAUAAUCAAGGUGACAAAUAAUAACGGAUAUUUGCAAGCGAUAUACAUUCAAAAAUCACAAACUUUAGUGUCAUAUCCCAGC
Molecule: messenger RNA, 2371 nt
Organism: Sphaeramia orbicularis (orbiculate cardinalfish)
Lineage: Eukaryota; Metazoa; Chordata; Actinopteri; Kurtiformes; Apogonidae
Product: synaptotagmin-5
Exons: 5
Coding region: 90-1613 (507 amino acids)
Biological process (GO): calcium ion-regulated exocytosis of neurotransmitter; vesicle fusion
Cellular component (GO): exocytic vesicle; plasma membrane; axon
Molecular function (GO): calcium ion binding; SNARE binding; clathrin binding
Source: RefSeq, a predicted model, not a curated record